Megalops cyprinoides (Indo-Pacific tarpon) is the source of this 2668-nucleotide messenger RNA. RefSeq names its product annexin A6 (gene anxa6). Gene Ontology annotation, cellular component: cytoplasm; focal adhesion. Gene Ontology annotation, biological process: regulation of muscle contraction; growth plate cartilage chondrocyte differentiation; apoptotic signaling pathway. Bases 244 to 2232 code for a protein of 662 amino acids. The record is from RefSeq and is a predicted model, not a curated record. NCBI's taxonomy places the organism in Eukaryota, Metazoa, Chordata, Actinopteri, Elopiformes, Megalopidae. Gene Ontology annotation, molecular function: calcium ion binding; ligand-gated monoatomic ion channel activity; cholesterol binding. The transcript has 25 exons.
CGGCUCCACAACCUCCGUCCGUUUAUAAAAUAAACGCGAGACUGUGAAGCAUCGGAUACUGCAUGCAUACGUCACACAGCCUGAGAGAGAGAUACAGCAGCUGUGCAGGGAAGUUGGUGUCUUCCAGAAACAGAGAAAACUCCGGGACGUCCAGACUACAGUAAAAUCUCCAGAGUCAGGAGGGGGAUCAGUAUAUAAAUAGGUUAAAGUUCUUUUCUGUGACAGACAUACAGAACAGCAGCUAUGGUAAAGGGUUUCCGAGGCACGGUGACGGCCUUUCCGGACUUCAAUGCGCAGAGCGAUGCAGAGGCUCUGUACAAUGCCAUGAAGGGCAUUGGCAGUGACAAGGAGACCAUUUUGGAUCUGAUCACCUCCAGAAGCAAUGCACAGAGGCAGGAGAUCAUAGCUGCAUACAAAUCUCUCUACGGGAAGGACCUGAUUGCGGAUCUGAAAUAUGAGCUGACUGGCAAGUUUGAGCGCCUGAUUGUCUGCCUAAUGAGACCUCCAGCUUAUCAUGAUGCCAAAGAAAUCAAGGAUGCGGUCAAGGGUGUGGGCACAAAUGAGAAAUGCCUGAUUGAAAUCCUGGCCUCCAGAACCAACAAACAGAUCCACGACUUGGUGGCCGCAUACAAAGACGCGUAUGGCAGGGACAUAGAGGCGGACAUCGUCGGAGACACCUCGGGCCACUUUAAGAAGAUGCUGGUGGUUUUGCUCCAGGGGUCGAGAGAUGAAAGCGGCGUCGUGAACGCGGAUCUGGUGGAGGAGGAUGCCAGGGAGCUGUACGCGGCUGGAGAGGAGCAGUGGGGCACCGAUGAGGCCAAGUUCAUCAUGUUGCUUGGCAACCGCAGCGUCUACCACCUUCAGAUGGUGUUCGAUGAAUACCAGAAGAUCACAGAUAAGUCCAUAGAGGACAGCAUCAAGAGCGAGCUCUCAGGUGACUUUGAGAGACUCAUGCUGGCCGUGGUGCAGUGCAUUCGGAGUGUUCCCAUGUUCUUUGCCAAAUGCCUCUACAAAUCGAUGAAGGGCCUGGGCACAGCUGAUAACACUCUGAUCCGCAUAAUGAUCUCACGCUCUGAGAUAGACAUGCUUGACAUCAGGGAGUGCUUUCGUCUCCAGUACGAGAAGUCCCUGUACAACAUGAUUAAGGACGACACCUCAGGUGAAUACAAGAGGACACUACUCAAGCUCUGCGGGGGCGACGAUGACCUAGCUGGAGAGUUCUUCCCUGAAGCAGCACAGAUAGCCUACAAGAUGUGGGAAAUCAGUGCCAUGACCAAAGUGCAGCUAAGAGGAACUAUAUACCCCGCCACAAACUUUGACCCCGGCAGUGAUGCUCAGGCACUCAGGAAAGCCAUGAAAGGCUUUGGAACUGAUGAGGACACCAUCAUUGAAAUCCUGACUCACAGGACCAAUGAACAGAGACAACAGAUCAGACAGGCAUUCAAGUCCCAUUUGGGGAGGGAUCUCAUGGCAGACCUCAAAUCAGAGCUCUCCAAGAACCUCUGUCGUCUAAUCCUCGGGCUGAUGAUGACUCCAGCAGAAUUCGAUGCGAAAAUGAUGAGGAAGGCGAUGGAGGGGGCUGGCACAGACGAGCACGCUUUGAUCGAGAUCCUGGUCACGAGAAGCAACCAGGAGAUCCAUGCUAUGUGCGCGGCCUAUCAGGAAGCGUACAAGAAGAGCCUGGAGGACGCCAUCCACUCAGACACGUCCGGACACUUCUGCCGGAUCCUCGUCUCAAUGGUGCAGGGGGCGCGUGAGGAGGGUCCAGCAGACAUUGAGAGGGCCCUUGCUGAUGCUCAGGAACUUGGUAAUGCGUGCAAUGAUGACUCCAGCGAAAUGGAGAUGAAGUUCAUGAGUAUUCUGUGUACCAGGAGUUUCCCUCACCUGCGCAGAGUCCUCCAAGAAUUUGUCAAAUGCACAAAUAAGGACAUAGAGCAAGUGAUAAAGAAGGAGAUGUCUGGGGAUGUCAAGAAUGCCAUGUAUGCCAUUGUGCGGAGUGUCAAGAAUCAGCCGUCCUACUUCGCAGACCGUCUCUAUAAAGCUAUGAAGGGGUUGGGCACAGAUGACCGUGCAUUGAUCCGAAUCAUGGUGUCUCGCAGCGAGAUCGACCUCUUCAACAUACGCAAGGAGUUCAAGGACACACACGAGGCCUCCCUGCACGACUUCAUCCAGGGAGACACCUCAGGGGACUACCGCAAAGCCCUCCUCCUGCUUUGCGGUGGGGAGGACUAGCUUCCCGUGCCAAGGAAGACCCCGAAACUGUGACGUGAUCCAUCGUUUCUACCCCGCCACAGUGAUAGCGAGGAUCCCUGAGCUCUUCAUUACCUGUGCUGUUGCCACACCACGUCUGCCAAAUGGCUCCUGCCCACCAUCCUCCCUAGCUAGGCUCUGCCCCCCUAAUCCCUGUGGUGGAUAUAGAGUCUCUGCAUGUCCAGAUUGAAGUGCAGAGGGAUGGGAGGGGAGAGCAAGGGAAGGUUUUUUUGUUGUUUUUAACUAAAGCCCAUACAACUGAUGCCAUUACCUUAAAGUGUUAAAUCCUUUGCUGAGAUAUCUAUUCUGGUUCUCCAGAAGCUAAGAACUGCUAAAGUUGUGUAUGUUUUCACUUCCUGGUUAUCUCUCUAAGUUGUUAUGUCUAAUUUUUUAUCCUUCCCUCUACAAAAUAAAUGGA